Rotaria sp. Silwood1 is the source of this 1295-nucleotide messenger RNA. The record is from the annotation of a GenBank genome assembly. NCBI's taxonomy places the organism in Eukaryota, Metazoa, Rotifera, Eurotatoria, Philodinida, Philodinidae.
UGAUUUUGUUUUAUACAAUCAAUCAUUAAUAUUCGAAUAAUUUAUUUGUUUCGAUUGAUCUCAUCUUCAAUCGAAGACAAACAAUUGAUUCAUAGAUUUAGGAAUUCUUUUCUCUUCAAAUCAAUACUAUUCAUAUACUAAUUAAGUUUUAGCGUUAACAUAAAUGACAAGAGAGAAUCAAUCGACUAUCCAAUAGUAAACAAGAUAGAAGAAAAGAAAUCUCAUCCUUCAUCUCGACAUUGAUUAGACUAUAGAUAUAAGACAAUUAUUUCAAGCAAUCGCAAAUAGAUACAAGAAAAUAAAGAAAAUCAUACUCGAAAUCAAUUCGAUGAUCAGCAACAACAAAAAAACAUCUGAGAGAAAGAAAAGUGAGGAAGAGAGUUUAGUCAUUGACACUAAUAACUAAAUCAUAUCAUAUAGAUCCAACCUGUCCAUUUAUUGCAUUUCAAUGAGAAGAAAACAAUUCAUAUAAAAGCAAUAUUGACAAGUUUAUUUUUAUUUAUUUUAAUUACUAGUAACAGACAGAAAUCGUUAAAACUUUAGCAGUGAACAGUCUUAUUUCAGCACCGCAUCCGCUUUUAGCAAAUGUGGAUGCUCUUUCAUCAUCUAUUUCAUCAAGUGGUUGUUCUCGUUCUCCAAUAUCCCAUCAUUCAGAUUGUUCAACAGUAUCAUCAUUUUUUCAAGAACAAGCAGCAGUUGCUGCUGCUCUUUUUUCAAAUAGUUUUCUUAAUUGUUUAUAUCCAAUGUAUAGUAUAAGUCUGUUUGGAAUAGGUUCUUCAUCUUGUCCAGUAUUACCUCGAGUUAAUUUUUCUACUGAACAAAUAGCUCGUGUCUGUAAAACAUUAGAAGAAAAUGGUGAUAUUCAAAGAUUAGGAAGAUUUCUUUGGUCAUUACAAGUUUUACCAACAUCAUCAAAUAUAUUAAUUGAACAUGAAAGUAUUUUAGGUGCACGUGCUCUCGUUGCUUUUCAUUUGAGAAAUUAUCAAGAAGUUUAUCAUUUAUUAGAAAAUUAUAAAUAUACACGUAAUUAUCAUACUAAAUUACAAACGAUGUGGAUGGAAGCACAUUAUCAAGAAGCUGAAAAAUUAUGUGGAAGACCAUUAGGACCAAUUGAUAAAUAUCGUGUACGAAAAAAAUAUCCAUUACCACGUACAAUAUGGGAUGGAGAAGAAAAAACAACACAAGUUGCAAAUUGGUUUAAAAAUCGACGACAACGUGGUCGAGCAGCUAAAACAAAAAAUCGACAAUUAUUUAGUUUACCUAAUCAUUCUUAUUCUCCAUCAUCAUCAACAUAA